Molecule: messenger RNA, 5250 nt
Organism: Venturia canescens
Lineage: Eukaryota; Metazoa; Arthropoda; Insecta; Hymenoptera; Ichneumonidae
Exons: 11
Coding region: 1298-4162 (954 amino acids)
Source: RefSeq, a predicted model, not a curated record
CGUUCAACAUUGCUUUACGUUUUUUACCAUUCGACUAAAAAGCCACGUGCACGUCGCCGAUCAAAAGAGUUGCGAAAAGGGGGGAAGGAAACGGUUUUACCGGAAGUUCGAAAAUCAAAAUCGACACCGGCGAAUACUUUUCUAAAUAAAUACCGAAAUCUUUGAUUUAUUUAACCCCGCAUCGCCGCGACUGGCACAAGUGAACGAUCCUCGUUUCAAUGGGGUCGUAAAGUACAAAAGUAAUUAACCGUUAAAACCUCCUUAUAGGACGUCCAUUUUGUUGGGUUAUCGUCCGUUAAAUAAUUAACAAUAAACAAGGUUUGAAGAGUGUUAUUAAAAUAAUGAAUAACGUGUGAACCGUGCUCGUAUCAACGCAAAUCGAUUUAUCUUCCCUUCUCCUUUCAUUAUUUCAACCUCGUCACUGAUAAAAAUAGAAUUCAUAGCCGGUACGAGAUACGAGCGAGUGUACGACCGUGGCGAGUCGCGGAGGGUCGCGUGUCUCACACGUUUCUCCAUUUCCGGUAUACACCGGCUCGUAUAUAUUUUAUAAGCGACAUAUAGUCAGAUAUUUUUGCCACAUACGUGACGCGUACGCAGCGUCGAAGUGUUCGAUAGUAAUAAGAGGGCCGAGGGCGAUUGGCGGAAGUCACGAAUCCCGGAGACUCGUGUGCCAAAAACUCUUCUCACGGAUUAAAACAUUGUUUUAUCCACUUUGAAUGCCCGAAGGAUUGGAACUGACGCGGUAGAGUAAGUCGGAAAUUCUUCGAACUUGCAAAGUUUUAAGACUCAAGACAACGGAACGAGGGCCGAAGCUGCGCUUCUCAAUCGCCAAAAACGAGGAUAAACGAGGACGAAACUUUUCGCCGAGGAGUAAACGAAAUAAAGUUAAUUUAAGGCGCGCAAACCGUAUUUUGUACGAAGGGCUUAAAAUAACUUUUAAUCGUGAUUCGCGGUACGAGAAUAAACGAAAACUCGUUUCAAAGAGACCGAAUCGACGGGAUCGCAAUAAACUUUCAUCGAGGCUUUCGGUGCACACUGAGGAUCUUCGAAAACCCAUGCUGUGAAACUCGUCGAAUCUGUAACGUGUAAAAAGAUAAAUAAAAAAUAAAAUAAAAGACAAAAUUCAAAGAAAAAGUACGUCGAAGAAUAGAAAGAGAGCAGGGUGGCCGCACGGGUGCACCGUAGUUGGGGAGCAGCCGGAGGGGUCUCUCCCUCUGCGGGAUCAGGACGGGGAUGUCCCGGCGACGAGGGAACAAACCCCCUGACCGUCCGCGCAUCAAAAACUACUCAUCGUCUCAUGGGCGCCAACCUCACUAAACAGAGCCGGAGGGAGGCGACACAACGAGAUGUGGAACGAGAGAGGCGAUUGCGAAUGGAGGCUGAGGGACGGGUGCGAGAGGCCACAGCCGAGGCAGAAAGAGCACGUGCGCGGGUUCAUCAUUUACAACGAGAAUUGGCCAGAAUGGAAGAAUCGUCACGAGGGUUGCUGCAGCACAAGCAAAGGGCGGAUCAGCUGAAGCAGGAACGAGCAGCUCUUACACUUUCUUACGAGUCUCGAGUGCACCAAUGCCAAGCACAAAUCUCAAAGCUUCAAUUGGAGAACGAGUCAAUGAGAGGUCAACUGCGAGGUUUAGAGGCUGCGUGUGCCGGCGAAGUUCACGCGGCCCUUGUCGCCCGUUUGGCAACACUGGAAACGGAGCACGUUGCACUAGCGAGAGACGCUGACGCGCAAAGGCGACAGUACGAGCGUUGCCUGGACGACGUCGCGAACCAGGUGGUCCGAGCCCUUCUCUCCCAAAAGGGAUUGCGCGAAGAAAUCGGCGGUCUUCAGAGACGAAUCAGAGAACUUGAGGCACAGAAUCGCACGCUAUCCGGCUUACUGGCGCAAGCUGCCAACCCUGGCAGUCCGACUGAAUUGAUACAGGGCAUCAUCGAGGCUGGUCCUGGUGCUCUCGUAGCUGCGCUUGGACUCGAUCCUUCUUGGUUGCCACUCACGAGGCCUCGUUCCCUUAACCUCAAGAUUCCCGUUAUGGCCACCAAAUGCCGGAGGAAUCGACCGCUCGGUCAAAAACCUUCGGAAGAGGAGGGAAGCGAGAGUCCCGAAAGUGGUAAUCGAGACGAAGGUUAUUCGACGAUGUCUUCGGACGUCCAGGGUGAGGGCGCGAGACAAGAGCCUUCCUCGAGAGGGCUCGAAGACCUGAAGGAAGCAACGGACGAGACGGAAGCUGAUGUUUCCCCCGAUGCUCGUCUCGUCGCCCUCGACACUGUUGACCCCGACGUCCUAUUUUUACCGCUCAACCUCACCGUUGGUAUUAACCCGAGGCACAGUUAUCCACCAACCAAAGACUUACUUCCGUAUCAACAUGUGAUGCGAAGCUUUUCGGACAGUCAUCUUUAUCUUAAGCUGACCACGGCAGCAGCAAACAUUGCCACUUCACCGUACAACAUCCCGAGCCCUGGAGCUGGAUCUUCGGUCUUACUCGUCGAGGAAGAAGGCUGGGACGCCGAAUAUGUUCAGCAGUGGCUGAGGCUGGAUGACAGUCGGAGUGCCCAACAACACCGAGACCUCCUGGAGCUCGAGUACGACAGAGCCGAGCUCGAGGAUUGGAGUUUCUCACUGUCGAGCGAGGACGUUCGAAGCGAGGCUGGCUCGGUGAUCACCGGGUGGAAGGAUCCAACGGGACUGACGACUCAUUCCGGGGCAGCUACGACACCCGCGUUGCCGGCGAUCAAGGAGCACAAUCCGAUCGAAUUGGAGGAAGAUGCGAACGAGUGUCUUUGGAACGGUGCCAGUUAUCUCGCUGAUCGAGCCGGCGGUGAACUCGUCGCGUUGUUAAUGGACGCACGGGCAACCGGACCGUGGCCUUAUGCUUCAAGUCCCGGUGCCUCGUGGAGCAGCGAGGAAGGUGUCAUUGAGAAUUCCAGCAAAAGAUCGUCCGCCGCCCUCUCCGGGUGCAGCGACGAUCCUGACUCGCCUUCAGUCGGCACCGACUUCACACGGGACUUUUAUCGCCUCGUCAAAUUCGAAAGCACCAAGAGCCUUGCCAGCACGUCUUCCAGGGGUGGCAAACCGCCUCCAGAUCGGGAACAAGCCCUCCAGAGUGUAUUGUCAUUUAUUGCUGAACAACAGUUGUAUCUCGCCGAGUUGCCGCAGAGCUCCGGUGAACAGAGCACGAUCGAAGUUCCAGAAAAUGCCGGCGAGGUCAACAACGAAUUAGUAGCUGCGAUGACAACGACAAGCGAAUCGAACACAACCGACGAAUCACGAUCGACGAUCGAUCGGAAAAGCGACGUUUCGAGCUCGUGCAACGAUCACCUCGACCGAUUACCGACUCUUUCCUCGUCGAUUGUCCUCGAAGACAGACUCGUUAAUCCCAUCAAUUGCAACCCGAGCCCAAUUGGAAUGAGUUAUGGGAACGUCGCUGGUGGUGCUUCGGAGCUCGUUGCCGUACCGGAAGAGGACGAAGAAGCUGCGACUUCCUCGACACCGAGUACGGUGGUGAGCCCCGCAAGAGCGCCCCUUCUGAUCGAGGGCAGAGACCGCUCAUUGAGCUUUCACGAACACGCCACGUCCAAGGACGUCAUAAACGAACUGAACAGGAUGAUCAGAAAAGGCGAGGAUAACCCAGGCUGCCCGGACUCUCAAACAGUAUUCGACAAGCUAGAUCUCGCUUGCUGCUGCCCAACUGGUUGGGUUCACGUCGAACGUGACAUAGACUUUACCGACCCAAAGGCUAGAGCGAAUUUACUGGACGUGAUGCUUGCGAGUAGCGAGAGCUCAUCAGCGACAUCUAGCAGUGGUUCAGCAGGCAGUGAUUCCGGGGACGAGCCUCCAGAUUAUCGGCAUCUGCACAGGCUCCAUCGUUACAGGCGCCAGAAGAAAGCUACGGCUGCCCAGGCCCACCGAGUCCUGCGGAUACCGUCGGCAUGGGGAGCAUCAUCGAGGCCCUCGAUCAUCGGCCGUGGCGAUGAUUUUUUCGUCCGUUACGGUGACAAAGAGAGAGAAGCCGUUGCCUCCUUCGACUUCCUUGACGAUAUCGCCACUUACGAAUCGACCGUCGGUACUAAAGAUUCCAUCGUUUCAACGUCCUCCGGUGGCUCCACCGAUGAACUACACGUACAAACUCCAUCCACCGAAUUCAUGAGAGUCUCGCCGCUCUGAACUCUUUGUUAUGAUAACAAAUAGUUGAAAUAAUCAAAAAAUUUUCAUUCAAACGAACAAAAGAAAUAAAACAAAAAGAAACACAAAACAAAUAUAAAAUGUGAAUCAUUCUGGACACACUGUGAAUAGUUUUUAGCGUGAAGAGUAAUUCUCGCCUGUUUGUUCUUCCGAAAGAAAGAAAAAAAAAAAACAAUAACGAAUCAAUUGAGCUUAGAACACAAAAAAAUCUUAGAUCUGACGAGUAGAGCUGGGAGGUCGGAAUUUUUUUUGUAAUUUACUCAACGACGAUGACUGAUUAAUUAUUUCAUGAAUAUUAUAUUUACACGGGCAACACGCAUUCGCGAGAGUGUCAAGUUGUUAUUUUUUUCAAGUGAGAUAUUGGUGAAUUUUUUCGAUUUUUCACAUAGGUACGAGGUAAAUGAGAAUAAACGACUCGUCAAAUAAAUUGAAAGAGAUCCAACACUAUUUCGAUGAUUUUUAAUGACGUAUCAUCAUCACACAUUGGCAAAAAAUUUCUUGGCAAAAAUAAGUUUAAAAUACGUUAUUACAGUCUGAAGGUAGCGAUAUAGAGCGCGAAAGGCGUAUGUACUUGAGUGUGACUGUUUAUAAAUUGCGCUAAUCCCACUAUUGUAAAAGCUUCGUUGCAGGCAAAACGAUCGAGAACAUCAAAUCUUACAGUGAAUUUUAUCAACGCUGAUUCAUGGCAUUGACCUGAUGGAAGUUUUGUUCAUUUCUAACAAGACACAAAUGCAUAGGAGAGAAUUCCAGCAUAAAAGUAUAAGCUCGAAAUGCUUAUUAUUUUUCUGAAAUUUUAUUGAAUUUUUUUUCAAACUUCUGAACACUUUUACGAAGCUUUUCUUGUACAAGUGCGAUUUGGUGAAACGUCGAAAAGAUGCAAUUAAUUAUAUUUAACGUUAAGUCGUAACUUGAUUAUCCACCGAAUCAAAAAUAACGGAACGAAAAUGAGAGAAGCUAAAGGAAAAAACAAACAAAUUGUAAAUAGUAUUGUAUCAUAGUAGAAACACGACAGAUGUAAGUUAUAUAUCUUCUCUUCGAACUUAAUAAAUAACGACAAUAUAUACCGAAAA